Kogia breviceps (pygmy sperm whale) is the source of this 6690-nucleotide messenger RNA. Lineage: Eukaryota; Metazoa; Chordata; Mammalia; Artiodactyla; Physeteridae. The record is from RefSeq and is a predicted model, not a curated record.
GUUGCCUCCGCGCGGCUCUGGCUCGGCGGCGGCUCCCGGAGCUCGCGGAGGGCAGCGGGCCGACCCUCGCCCGUGGCUGCCUGGAGCAGCCCAGCACUGGGACCGGGGAGGCAAGACGGCGGCGGCGGAGGCGGCGGGUUGUGCCCGGCCCCCCUCCUCUACGCCUCCAGCCCCCGGGCGACUGCGGACUCCUGGCAGCCCCCGGGCGGCGGCCGAGGCGGCCAAGCUGACGGCCGGGGAUGGCGAGAUAGCGGCGCGGGAGCGGCUCAUCCUGAAUCUGACCACCUAUCACCACCUCUGCUCUUGAAAACCUUAGCAGAGGGUCCUCACCACUGAUUAUUUCAUUUGGACUCUGGUUCCCCUGCCUCUCUUCUCCCCUAGAGUCUAUUCUUCAUGUAGCAGCUAGAGAAAUCUUCCCAAAGUGCAGAUCGGAUCAUGGAUCUCCACUGAUUAAAACACCCCAGUGGCUGCUGCUCAUCUCGACCUGUUAAUGCCCUUAUCCUUUUGAUGACCAAAGGCCCUCUGUGGCCUGGCCAGCCCACCUCCUCUCAGCCCCUCUUCCUGACCUUUGAACCUGAACUGACUACAUUGCACAGAUGACGGACAUUUCCUUAUGUUUGAAACGACCAUCCCGGAUGGGGGACAGUAAAAGAAUGAGGAUGACUUCAAAUUUCCAGUGGCUCUUAUUAACAGUUCUUCUUCUAUAUUUAAUGAAUCAAGUAAACAGCCAGAAAAAAAGGACUCCUCGUGAUUUGAAGUGUAUAACUAACAAUUUACAAGUGUGGGACUGUUCUUGGAGAGCACCCUCUGGAGCAGGCCAUGGUGCUGCUUAUGAAGUUUGCUUUGAAAACGGGUCCCAUUCUUGUCGUCGAUUGGAGAAAAAUAUUAAAAUCCCAGCUCUUUUACCUGGUGAUCACGAAAUAACAAUAAACGCUUUACAUGAUUUUGGAAGUUUUAUAAGUAAAUUCACACUAAAUGAAAAAAACGUUUCCUUAAUUCCAGAUGCUCCAGAGAUCUUGGAUUUGUCUGCUGAUUUCUCAACUUCUACAUUACACCUAAAGUGGAAUGACAAGGGUUCUGUUUUUCCACAUCACUCAAAUGUCAUCUGGGAAAUCAAAGUUCUACGUAAAAAGAAUAUGGAAAUCGUAAAAUUAGUGACCCACAACACAACUCUGAAUGGCAGAGAUACAAUUCAUCACUGGAGCUGGACCUCAGACAUGCCCUUGGAGUGCGCCACUCACUAUGUGGGAAUUAGAUGCUACCUUGACGAUCCUCAGUUCUCUGGUCGCAAAGAGUGGAGCGACUGGAGCCCACUGAAGAACAUCUCUUGGUCUCCUGAUUCUCAGACUGAGGUUUUUCCUCAAGACAGAGUGCUACUUGUAGGCUCAGAUAUAACAGUAUGUUGUGUGACUCAAGAAAAAGUGUUAUCAGCACAGAUUGGCAGUACAUAUUGUCCCCUUAUCCAUCUUGAUGGGAAAAAUGUUGCAAUCAAGAUCCGUAAUAUUUCUGCUUCCGAAAGUAGUGGAACAAAUGUGGUUUUCUCCGUAGAAGAUAACAUGUUUGGAACAGUUAUUUUUGCAGGAUAUCCACCUGAUAUUCCUCAAAAACUGAACUGUGAGACAUAUGACUUAAAAGAGAUUAUAUGCACUUGGAAUCCAGGAAGACCGACGUUCUUGGUGGGCCCACGCAAUACAAGUUACACUUUAUUUGAAAGUUUUUCAGGAAAAUAUGUUAGAUUUAAAAGAGUUGAGUUGCCCACAAAUGAAAGCUAUCAGUUGUUCUUUCAAAUGCUUCCAAAUCAAGAAAUAUACAAUUUUACGUUGAAUGCUCGAAAUCCUCUGGGUCAAUCAGAAUCAACACUUUUAGUUAACAUAACUGAAAAAGUUCAUCCCCAUAUUCCUACUUCAGUCAAAGUGAAGGAUAUCAGUUCAACAGCUGUUACACUUUCCUGGCAUUUACCAGGCAGCUUUGCAAAGAUUAAACUGUUGUGUCAAAUUGAAAUUAAUAAAACUAACUCAAUACAUGAAUUGCGGAAUGUCACAAUGACAGGAAUAGAAAAUUCAAGUUAUCUUGCUGCUGUGGAUAAGUUAAAUCCAUAUACCAUAUAUACUUUUCGGAUUCGUUGUUGUACUGACCCCUUCUGGAAAUGGAGCAAGUGGAGCAAUGAAAAACAAUAUCUAACCACCGAAGCCAUUCCUUCAAAGGGACCAGAUACUUGGAGAGAGUGGAGUUCUGACGGAAAAAAUUUAAUAAUAUAUUGGAAGCCUUUACCCAUUAAUGAAGCUAAUGGAAAAAUACUUUCCUAUAAUGUAUCAUGUUCGUCAGAGGAGGAAACACAAUCCCUUUCUGAAAUUCCUGAUCCUCAACAUAAGGCAGAAAUACAACUUGAUAAAAAUGACUACAUCAUCAGUGUGGUGGCAAAAAAUUCUGUGGGCUCAUCGCCACCUUCUAAAAUAGCUAGUAUGGAAAUUCCAAAUGAUGAUCUAAAAAUAGAGCAGGCUGUUGGAAUGGGAAACGGGAUUCUGCUCACUUGGAAUUAUGACCCCAACGUGACUUGUGACUAUGUAAUCAAAUGGUGUAACUCAUCUCGGUCCGAGCCCUGCCUCAUGGACUGGAAAAAAGUCCCUUCCAACAGCACUGAAACUGUAAUAGAAUCUGAUCAGUUUCGACCAGGUGUAAGAUAUAAUUUUUUCGUGUAUGGGUGCAGAAAUCAAGGAUAUCAAUUACUACGUUCUAUAAUUGGAUAUGUAGAAGAAUUAGCUCCAGUUGUUGCACCAAAUUUUACUGUUGAGGAUACAACUGCAGAUUCGAUAUUAGUGAAAUGGGAAGAAAUUCCUGUGGAAGAGCUUAGAGGCUUUUUAAGAGGGUAUUUAUUUUACUUUGAAAAAGGAGAGAGAGACACAUCUAAGAUGAGGGUUUUGGAAUCAGGUCGUUCUGACAUAAAGGUUAAGAAUAUUACCGACAUAUCCCAGAAGACACUGAGAAUUGCUGAUCUUCAAGGUAAAACAAGUUACCAUCUGGUCUUGCGAGCCUAUACAGAUGGAGGAAUGGGGCCAGAGAAGAGCAUGUUUGUGGUGACAAAGGAAAAUUCUGUGGGACUGAUUAUCGCCAUUCUCGUCCCAGUGGCAGUGGCUGUCAUUGUCGGAGUGGUAACGAGUAUCCUUUGCUAUCGGAAACGAGAAUGGAUUAAAGAAACCUUCUACCCUGAUAUUCCAAAUCCAGAAAAUUGUAAAGCUUUACAGUUUCAAAAGAGUGUCUGUGAGGGAAACAGCGCUCUUAAAACAUUGGAAAUGAAUCCUUGCACCCCAAAUAAUGUUGAGGUUCUGGAAACUCGAUCAACAGUUCCUAAAAUAGAAGAUACAGAAAUAAUUUCUCCAGUAGCUGAGCGUCCAGAAGAUAGCACUGAUGUGCAACCGGAAAACCAUGUGGUUGUAUCCUAUUGUCCACCGGUCAUUGAGGAAGAGAUAGUGAACCCAGGAGCGGAUGAAGCCGGAGGGGCCUCACAAGUCAUUUACAUUGACAUUCAGUCCAUGUACCAGCCUCAGGCAAAACCAGAGGAAGAACCCGAAAACGACCCUGUAGGGGGGACAGGCUAUAAGCCACAAAUGCACCUCCUCGUUACUUCUACUGUAGAAGAUCUGGCUGCAGAUGAUGAUUUAGACAAAACUGCAGGUUACAGACCUCAGGCAAAUGUAAAUACUUGGAACUUAGUAUCUCCAGACUCACCUAGGUCCACAGAUAGCAACAGUGAAAUUGUCUCUUUUGGAAGUCCAUGCUCCAUUAACUCCCGACAAUUUUUGAUUCCUCCUAAAGAUGAAGAUUCUCCUAAAUCUAAUGGAGGAGGCUGGUCCUUCACAAACUUUUUUCAGAACAAACCAAACGAUUAACAGUGUCUCCCUGUCACUUCAGUCUACCAUCUCAAUGAGCUCCUGUUGCCAGUGCUGUGUAAAGGAUACAUUUUCACAUCUCCUACAAGCCAGUUAACUUAUCAGCCAGUUUCAGAUCAAGCUUCCCUUGUGAGGAAUGGAGGAGAUUCUGGUGGUCAUUUUGACUGCAUUUCUCUUGUGAGUGGCCAUCUUAAAUAAACGAUAUUUAACCUAAAAGUAUUUUUGGAAGACUUAGCUAGGCUUUUGACAUUAGACAGACCUUGUAAGGUAUGUAUUGCAUGGAUUAGCAUCCGUAUACGAGUGAAGUCUUCAGUGUGCUGAACCUGUAGAUGCCUGGAUUUGACAUUGUGGCCUGAGUAUCUGGAUAGUUGAAUUGGGUGUUUAUGUGCUUAGGUGAUAGAGGUGCUUUGUUCCUGCAGCUUAGACACAGAGGCAGCCAUUCACAGAAAAGUUUCAGCCUCAUUUUCCAUACCAGCAUUGCCUUCAUGGUUCAUGUAUCUGAAGGAUUGCAUUUAGAACAUCUACUCGUCUUGCACUCUCAGAAGCUGUGGUAAAAGUCACAUUCUUAAACCUUCAUGCAACUUGUAUUCUUGUUGGAAAUUAGUCCUGUAAUUUCUUAAUUGUCUUCAUACCGUCCAUAUUUAAAGAACAUUACAGGCCUUUCUGUAUUUGAAAAUUAGAUGUAGUUUAGUGAAGGAGACUAGGGAACAUUUUCUUCCAAAAGGAAUUUGGAAUCAAUUUUAUGAUAGCUUGAAAUGAAAGUACUCCCUAACCUGUCAAUAUGCAGAAAAUGUUAUCUGAAAUUUUUCUACUGCUCAGGCACAUAACCAGAUAAAACUUUUUUUUUCUAUUUAAUUUUUACUGUUUUCUGUUUUAAACCAUGUUAAAAUUUGUGUAUCUUUUAUGAAAUGCCUUUUUAACUUUAUUUUGAAAGUAUAAAAUUGGGCAUCUCAGAAGUCAAAUGUAGGAUCAUUAGCUAAUCAAUGGAAGUUCAGUCAAUUUUUUUUGACUGAGUUCCAUCCCAGAAUGUGCAGAUUCAACAGUUUUCCUGAAAGGUGGUAUGUGUCAAGAUCUAGCUUGUGUAGAUCUGAGACCAUUGGCUUGAAGAUUCAAAUCUACUCUAGAAGUGACUCCGCAGUUUGAAAACUUGAGAAAGACUCAUGCAAAAGCAUCACUAGAUGUCUUAUUCCAACCUAAUUUUAAGUGUUCACAGUAUCUUUUUAUUUGAUGGGUACACAACGUGGGACAUGUUUGUACCAACCAAGUGUUUCUAGUAAAUCAACAACACAUUGAUCUGUGAGCUUAACUGACUAGGAAAAGCACUCAUUCUCCUGAUAAACUCUUUCUUCAAAGCAUUAUUUUAAACUGGUAUUUCCUGUUGAAACAACAUUUCAUGGUACCAUGCCCAUCUUUAUUUUUUAUAUCCAGAAGAAAAUCGUUCACAAAAGAAAAUAAGUUGUGACUAAACUUACAUGGAAAUGCAGCUUUUAGACAUGACCUUAGAGUACGAUUGUUAAUGGCUUGUUUUGAAUUUGGUCUAUUUAUACCUCCAUGGAUUAUGUACCAGGGCUAUUAAUAUUUAAACCUCUUAUUUCAAUAGGGUGGUGAGAUUUUUAUUCCUUUUCAGUUAGUACUUUUGUCUUAACUAUUUCAUGAUCAUAUUCAUGCUAAUUAUAAUACAAAGGAACUAUUUUUAAUGCUGAUAAUGGAUUAAAGAACAACAUUCUGUUCGUUGAAAUGUCAGGCUUUAUUGUUUAUGGUAAAAUUUCAGGGGAUGUGAUUUGAAUAUAUCCAAACCCUUAUAAUUAUGAUACUGAGUUGUGACAGGAUUCUGUUAAUUUUAACCAUGGGUAGCAUUUGUUUCUUCCUCUAUUAAGAAUGUUAAUAUUUUGGAUUAUACAUGUCCAUGUUAUCAAGAGAAUUUACCUGUGCAAGACAAAUUCUAACUGCAACAUUUUUAUGAAAAUGAAAAGUGAUGUUUUUAAGAGGGAAAACCCUCUGAAUUUUUUUUCCUAUGUGCAAGUGCCUAGUUGAAGAAACGUAGAAACAAUAAAUUCAAAAGUUCUUAAAUACUAACCAAAUUCAAAACAGUAAUAACUUAUAUGACUUUACUUUUUGGUUGCUAUAACUGAAUACCCUAAAAAUUGAGAGAUGUGAAUGGGGGAAAAAUAAUGAAUGUUUAAUUGAUAAGGAAUUGGUUUUUAUUACAUUUACAUAUAUCUCCUAAGAUUGCCUUUGCAGUAGCCAAUCAGAACUUUAAAACAAACAAAAAAACUAACAAUAUAGACCUUAUGCUGCACUUAAGCCAAAAAUACUUUGUAUACCUGAUUGAAUGGCUUACUUAAAUGUAUUGAAUUUCCUUAUACAUUUAAAAUGUACUUCCCUUAAGAAUUACUCCAUUUUAAAUGGGUAACUUUCAAUAUCUGAACUUAACUAUUUUUCCUCAGCAUUCCGGUGGUAUAUUAUAAAAGCUCGGAAGAUUUCUAGGUGGUAAUGCAAUUUUAAUUUAAAAACAUGGACAAGUUAACUGUUAGGUUUAACCUUAACAUUAGUAUUUUUGUAGUUGAUCGUAGAAAACAGUACUGAAUAAUGAUUUUCAUAAAUUAUUUUUUUCAAAUACUCUGUCCCCAGUUUGAUUUUCAAUACUUUUUCCCAUUAUUUAUGAUAUAUCCUUCAAUUUAAUUUUUUCCUUCCAACAUAAUGUUUCAGAAAAAUGUGAAUACGUUAUGAAUACAACACACAAAAAGAAACCCUAUUCCAUUCACUGUUGUGGAGGGGUAGGUAUUACAUGAUACCCUGGGAU